GAAGUGGCGGACGAAACCCGGAACUGGUUGGUUGCAUCAGAUGCCAGGAGGCGGAGCCAGGGAGAGAAAACUCAUGUGUCUGUGCCGCCGCUGCUGACUUGAGCUGACGUCUCUCUCUGUUCCAUUCAAAGAGAUGGCCACUCUCUACGUGUCCCCUCACCCCGAUGACUUCAGGAGCCUUCUGGCUCUCAUAGCCGCAGAGUUCAGUGGGGCCUCUCGCCCGCAGACCGUCACAGAGGACCCUCCAGUGUCCCUGAACGCCCGCUCCAGACCGACCCUGGUGCUGGGAGCCGGGGAAGGGGACUCUGUCCUGAGCGGGGACAGCGCCGUGGCCUGGUACCUCGCCGAUCAGGGCAAGAAGGCCGGUGUAGAUGCGAAACAGCAGAGCCAGGUGUGGCAGUGGCUGAGCUUUGCAGACAACGAGCUGACCCCUGUGUCCUGCGCCGUGGUCUUCCCACUGAUGGGGGUGGUGGGAGUGGAUAAGAAGCUCCAGCAGAGCUCUCGUGCAGAGUUGCUGCGCGUUCUAAAGGUUCUCAAUCAGGCACUGGAACCAAGAACCUUCCUGGUGGGAGAGAGCAUCACCCUGGCUGAUAUGGCUGUAGCCACAGCUGUUCUUCUACCAUUCAAAUAUGCACUGGAGCCAUCAGACAGGAACGCCCUGACCAAUGUUACCAGGUGGUUCACAACCUGCAUUAACCAGCCACAGUUUCUGAAGGUGCUGGGGAAGGUCACUCUGUGUGAGAAAAUGGGGCCAGUUACGCUGAAGACAGAUGCUCCUACAGAUCCUAAAGCUGCUAAUGUCUGUCCUGCUGCUGACUCUGCAGGCGCUGCAGCAAAUGGUCCUCCAAAGACAGAAGCCCAGCUAAAGAAGGAAGCAAAGAAGAGAGAAAAGAUGGAAAAGUUCCAACAGAAGAAGGAAACGGAGGCAAAGAAAAAGACACAGCCAGCAACAGAGAAAAAAGCCAAACCUGAGAAGAAGGAGUUGGGAGUGAUCACCUACAACGUCCCAACUCCUCCCGGGGAGAAAAAAGAUGUCGUCAGUCCUCUCCCUGACGCCUACAGUCCUCUGUAUGUGGAGGCUGCCUGGUAUUCAUGGUGGGAGAAGCAGGGAUUCUUUAAGCCUGAGUAUGGGAGGAAGAGCAUUAGUGAGCAGAACCCCCGUGGUGUCUUCAUGAUGUGCAUCCCUCCACCAAAUGUGACUGGAUCACUCCACCUGGGUCACGCCCUCACCAAUGCCAUUCAGGACAGUCUGACCAGAUGGCACAGGAUGCGAGGCGAGACCACCCUUUGGAACCCGGGCUGUGACCACGCCGGCAUUGCCACCCAGGUGGUGGUGGAAAAGAAGCUGAUGAGAGAGAGGGGUAUGAGCCGUCAUGACCUGGGCAGGGAAAACUUCAUCCAGGAAGUCUGGAAGUGGAAGAAUGAGAAGGGAGAUCGUAUCUACCACCAGCUGAAGAAACUUGGCUCCACGUUGGACUGGGACAGAGCCUGCUUCACCAUGGACGAAAAACUUUCCUAUGGCGUCCAAGAGGCCUUUAUCCGCAUGCAUGAAGAGGGAGUGAUCUACAGGAGCAAGAGGCUGGUCAACUGGUCCUGCACACUAAACUCUGCCAUCUCUGACAUAGAGGUGGAUAAGAAGGAGCUCACUGGCAGGACUCUGUUGCCUGUGCCUGGUUACAAAGAGAAAGUGGAGUUUGGGGUCUUGGUGUCUUUUGCCUACAAGGUCGAGGGCUCAGAUGAGGAGGUAAUUGUGGCCACGACUCGUAUUGAGACAAUGCUUGGAGACACCGCUGUAGCUGUCCACCCCACCGACCCUAGAUAUCAGCAUCUGAAGGGCAAAACGGUGCUGCAUCCCUUCUGUGACCGCAAGAUGCCCAUUGUCUUUGAUGACUUUGUGGACAUGAGCUUUGGAACAGGCGCUGUCAAAAUCACCCCGGCUCAUGACCAUAAUGACUACGAGGUUGGAGAGAGACACAAUCUGCCCUUCAUCAACAUCUUGGAUGAGAAUGGCCUGCUCAUUAAUGUGCCUCCUCCCUACCUGGGCAUGAAGCGUUUUGAGGCCAGGAAGGCGGUGCUGCAGGAUCUCAAAGACAGAGGCCAGUUUAAAGAGACCAAGGACAACCCUAUGGUUGUUCCAGUCUGCAGUCGUUCCAAGGACAUUGUGGAGCCGCUGCUGAAGCCACAGUGGUACGUGAACUGCUCCGACAUGGGGAAGCAGGCGGCCGACGCCACCCGAGAGGGGCGACUCAAAAUCAUCCCCGAUCACCACCUGAAGACGUGGUACAACUGGCUGGACAACAUCAGGGACUGGUGUAUUUCUCGGCAGCUGUGGUGGGGUCACCGUAUCCCUGCGUACUUCAUCACUGUCAACGAUCCCUCUGUGAAACCAGGAGAGGACAUGGACGGUCAUUACUGGGUGAGUGGCAGAUCAGAGGAGGAGGCCAGACAGAAGGCAGCGAAACGCUUCUGUGUGUCUGUUGACAAAAUCACUCUCAGACAGGAUGAGGACGUUCUGGACACUUGGUUCUCAUCUGGCAUUUUCCCCUUCUCUAUCUUCGGAUGGCCUAAUGAGACCCAGGACCUGAACAUGUUCUACCCUGGCACUUUGCUGGAGACAGGCCAUGACAUCUUGUUCUUCUGGGUUGCUCGUAUGGUGAUGAUGGGCCUCAAACUGACCGGCAAGCUGCCCUUCAAAGAGGUUUAUCUGCAUGCAGUGGUGAGAGAUGCCCACGGAAGGAAGAUGAGCAAAUCACUUGGCAACGUCAUUGACCCACUAGAUGUCAUUACAGGGAUCACUCUAGAGGGUCUUCAUGCCCAGUUGACGGACAGCAACUUGGAUCCUUUGGAGGCGGAGAAGGCAAAGCAGGGCCAGAAGUCAGACUACCCAAAUGGCAUCCCAGAGUGUGGCACAGAUGCUCUCCGUUUUGCCUUGUGUGCCUAUACUAGCCAAGGCAGGGAUAUCAACCUGGAUGUCAACCGCAUCCUGGGUUACCGUCACUUCUGCAACAAGCUGUGGAACGCUGUGAAGUUCUCCAUGAAGAGUCUGGGAGACAACUUUGUACCGUCAGAGAAAGCUCAGUUGUGCAGCGAGGAGUGUGUGUCAGACAGGUGGAUUCUGUCCAGACUGAGUGCUGCUGUUGGCUUGUGUGACGCUGGCUUCAAAGCCUACGACUUCCCCGCUAUCACCACUGCCAUCUACAACUUCUGGCUGUACGAGCUGUGCGACAUUUACCUGGAAAGCCUGAAACCAGUGUUCAGUAAAGCAGAGGAAGACGGUGCCAGCCAGAGACAGGCCCUGGUCUCCAGACAGAGCCUUUACACAUGUCUAGAGGUCGGUCUGCGCCUCCUGUCUCCCCUGAUGCCCUUUGUCACCGAGGAGCUCUACCAGAGGCUACCACGAAGACGACCUCUGAGCGACCCCCCCAGCAUCAGUGUCACGUCCUACCCCAACACAGAGGAAUUCUGCUGGCAAAGUGACGAGGUCGACCGCGACAUGGAGUUUGUAAUGAGCGUGGUCAAGACGAUCCGGUCACUCAGAUCCGACUACAACCUGAACAAGACCCGAGCUGACUGCUAUCUCCAGUGCAUUGACCCUGCAACCGUGUCCCUGGUGCAGAAGUACUGUCUGCAGAUUCAGACCUUGUCGUAUUCUCAGGCCAUCAUCACCCUGCCGACAAACAAGCCCGUUCCAGAAGGCUGUGCUGUGGCCAUCGCCUCUGACAGAUGUACUGUCAACCUUAUGCUCAAGGGUCUCAUCGAUGUGGAAAAGGAAGUAGCUAAGCUGAUGACAAAGAGAGGUGACUUGGAGAAGCAGAUGGAGAAACUGAGAGAGAGGAUGGUGAAGAAUGACUACAAGGAGAAGGUGCCAGUGAAGGUGCAGGAGCAGGAGGCUGAGAAGCUACGGCAGAGCCAAACUGAACUCGACAAAGUGAAAGAGGCUGUGGAGAACUUCAAGAAAAUGAUGCAACUCUCCGCCUGAGCAUGAUUAAAUCUGGAUUUAUCUCCACCUUUCAAGUAAUUUUCAUAUAAAAUUUUAAGUUGAUCAUGGUAUGAAGGGAAUUCAAUAAAGCUCUUAAAACAGA
Scophthalmus maximus (turbot) is the source of this 4082-nucleotide messenger RNA. RefSeq names its product valyl-tRNA synthetase 1 (gene vars1). The record is from RefSeq and is a predicted model, not a curated record. Gene Ontology annotation, cellular component: cytosol. The transcript has 29 exons. Gene Ontology annotation, molecular function: ATP binding; aminoacyl-tRNA deacylase activity; valine-tRNA ligase activity. Bases 134 to 3979 code for a protein of 1281 amino acids. Lineage: Eukaryota; Metazoa; Chordata; Actinopteri; Pleuronectiformes; Scophthalmidae. Gene Ontology annotation, biological process: valyl-tRNA aminoacylation.